Molecule: messenger RNA, 884 nt
Organism: Cuscuta campestris
Lineage: Eukaryota; Viridiplantae; Streptophyta; Magnoliopsida; Solanales; Convolvulaceae
Source: the annotation of a GenBank genome assembly
AUGAAGCCUUCUCGUUUUAGAAAAAAGACUAAACCAGGCUCUCGAUCUGUUCCAAAGGACCGUAUGUUGACAUACGCAUGCUAUGCAGAGCUGAGAGAACUCAUUCCCAAUGGACAUAAGAUGAGCAUUGAUCGUUUGUUACAUCGAACCAUAAAACAGAUGUAUUUCUUGCGAAGUGUUGCAAAACAUGCUAAGGGACUAGCAAAACAUCAAUUACUAAAGGAUAGGAAGGAUCAGAAAGAUCAUUUCAAGAACAUUAUUAGUGGAGUCACGCGGGCUUGUGAAAUUGAAAACGAAAUGAUGAUUUGUCCGCUGGUGGUUGAGGACCUUAGUCAUCCAGGUCAAAUGCUUAUCAGGAUUCUCUGUCAAGAACAAGGUUACUUUCUGGAGAUAGUAGAUAUGAUCCGAGGUUUCGGGUUAAAUAUAUUGAAGGGGUGCAUGGAAGUUCAUGAGGCUAAGAUACAUGCACACUACAUAGUUGAGGCUGAGGAAAACCAGUUCGUGUCGAGGCACGAGAUCUUUUCCUCAAUUGUCCACAUUUUAGGGCUGGCAGACGCUAGUAAUGAGUUCGGUGGAGAUGAUCUGCUGGGUAAUGUGAGGCAGGGAGGGAUUGGUUUGUUGAAUGAUUCUGUCCAAUCUACAUGUGGUGCUCCCACAAGCAAGACCGAAGCUCAAUCUAUGGUGUAUAGGAAUGAUGUCAACCAUAUAAAUGUGAAUACCAAAUUUAUCCAAGCCGGUUACCUCAAGGACCUUCAAACACUUCUUUGGUUGUCUCAAGCCUAGUUAGUUAAUACGCGUAUAAUACACGUAUUAUACUUAUGUACGUAUAAUACGCGUAUUAUACUCACGUAUCUGUAUGAUUUUAAAAAAUACUUUAAGAUACG